AUGCCUCCCAGUUUAUUGAGCUUGGCCGGCGAGGGCGAUGUGCCCGGGUUAGGAAUUGGCCCGUUGGCCUUCAGGAAGGCCAAGUUCAUGGGCAACGCAGAUGCGAUCAUUGACGGCGACUAUACCAUGUCCUAUGCGGAACUAAAUGACAAGGCCCUUCAACUUGCAAGUGAUCUCUAUCGCCGAGGAAUCGAGGUUGAAGAACCAAUUGGCAUUCUCUCGCGUCCUGGCAUCAACCAUAUUACUGCUCAGCUAGCAGUAGCCUAUGUUGGAGCCAGCAGUGUUCUCCUGAAUGCAGCCCACUCCGAUACAUAUCUGGCAGAGCGACUGGCCCAAAUCAACGCGACCUGGGUCAUUGUGGAUGUGGAACACCGAGACCGGUUGGCGGACCACCAGAAGAUUGUCCACCUGCAUCAGAGUAGCACACCCGAUACGCCUGAUCAGUUGCAGGUGCCAAUCACCUCGGGUGCCCAUCAACGCUCCCAUGUCAUCUAUACCUCAGGGACGACUGGAAAGCCGAAGGCGGUCCAGAUCCUCUCUCGUGGACUGAUCAACCUGGCCACGGAUCCGGACUGCCCGAUCCUCCCCUCUUCCCGAGUUGCCCAGGCCAGCAACGUCAGUUUUGACGCCUCAGUUCUGGAGAUUUGGGCGGCACUUCUCCAGGGAGCCACCCUCGUGAUUACCAGAAAAGAACUGUUGCUCGACACCGAGAUGUUUGAAGCGCACCUCAAGAAGUACACCCCGGCAUAUCUCUACCUGAAUGCGGCCCUCAUGGCUACCGUAUCAGCCCAGAUUCCGACGAUAUUUAGUCAUGUUGGAACACUGAUGGUGGGAGGGGAGGUGGUCAGCAAGGAGGCUGUCCGGCACAUCCUACAGAACGGCCCCCCCAAACAAUUCCUGCAUGUGUACGGACCUACAGAGUCCUCUAUCUGGGUGACCAGGCACACUCUGUGCGUUGCGGAUACCUUCCUGGACUCGCUGCCGCUCGGGAAACCGCUGCACAACGUGGAGCUUCUGAUCCUGGACGACAAGGGACAUCCUGCAGGCAGAAACGCCGUCGGAGAACUGCUUGUGGGCGGAGCGGGCUUGUCGGGUGGCUAUUUCAACGACGAGAUCAACAAUACCAAGGCAUUUGUAACCCUGAAAUCUGAUACCAAUGAGCCGAAGGGCUUCUAUCGCACGGGUGAUCUGGUUCAGGCCAAGGAAGAUGGGUCUAUCUUCUUUGUGGGUCGCAAAGACCAUCAGGUGAAGAUUGCUGGCCAUCGGGUCGAGCUGGAGGUGAUUGAACAGACCCUUGUGCAAACUGGAUUCCUGCUCGAGGCAGUGGCCAUGAAAGUCCAACCUCCCAAGCUAGACCUAGGUGCUCUUCUCGUGGCAUAUGUCGUACGCAAACCCGGCGUGGUGGCAGAUAAGGACACUGUGACCCAGGCAUUCAAGUCAUUCGGGCCAGAACUGAUGGUGCCGCGCCUCGAGUUUGUCGAUACCCUUCCUCUGACCACCAACGGCAAGGUGGAUCGAACUCUUCUGACCAAGCUCUAUCUCGAACGAUUCACCGGCGCCGAGGUCGUGGAGAGUGCGGUGAUUCAACAACCGCAAACUCCCGAGGAACAGCUCGCAGGUAUCUGGGCCUCGAUCUUGGGCAUGCCUGCCAAGAACAUCAGGCCCCAGGACGACUUCUUCACUCUGGGAGGCACCUCCUUGCAGGUCGCCACCAUGAUCUCCGAUAUUCGCAGGACCUUCGGCAUCAAGAUCCCGACCACCUUCCCCUACCAGCACCCAAAGCUGGCCGACUUCACUCAACUGCUGCAGGAGGGCGGGAGCGCCAUCGCACGAGUGAAUGAAAAGGACCUCUGGGUGCGCGAUGCUGAGCUGGGAAAAGAUAUCUUCCCCCUUCCCGGCCCCGUCACCGACUGGAAAUCCGAUGGCUCUGUUUUUAUCACCGGGGCUGCCGGCUUCGUCGGCUCAGCCCUGUUGGCUGCCUUGAUCAAGAUGCCACACGUCCGCGAAGUUAUUUGCCUCGUCCGAGCUGCGGACGACGCGGCUGCCCUCAACCGUCUCGAGGCUACCUUCACCAAGUAUGGACACCUGUCGGCGAUCUCGCAUCCGAAAGUCAAGGCCCUUGCCGGCAACCUGGCCGAUGCCAACCUGGGGCUGGGAGAAGAGGGAUUUGCCUCCUUGGCCGCUCGCGCCGGUGUGAUCUUCCAUGUCGGAGCACACAUGAACUUCACGGUGCCCUAUCACACCGUUCGCCCGACGAAUGUGGGUGGUACCCUGGCCAUCUUGAGAUUGGCCACUACGACCAAGCAGAAGCAGCUCCACCACAUCUCCAGUAUUGCCGUCUACGGAUGUGCUCGAGGCUUCCUGGGCACAGCGGAGAGCUACGAGGAUGGCGACCUUGAGCGGAGUGUGUCGGCGCUCGAGUACGAUAUCGGGUACAGCCAAAGCAAAUGGGUGGCGGAGAACAUUGUCUGGAAUGCCAGUCGGAACGGGGUGCCCGUGGCCGUAUACCGGCUGGGGGCUGUCCUCUGCAAUUCCCAGAACGGAGCCACCAACCCCAAUGACUACGUGACCCGUAUCAUGAAGGGUUGCAUUCGCAUGGGCAGCUACCCCAUCCUGGAGCGACACCGAUUCGACUUCGUCUCCUUGGAGUUCAUCAUCUCUUCCAUCCUCCACAUCGCAGCCACUCCGGACAAUCUGGGUCACGGGUAUAACCUCGUGACGCCCGAUCAGGACCCGUCUGUGUCUAUCAUGGAGCUCUUUGCCACCCUCAACAGGAUCAUUCCCUUCCCUCUGAAGCCAAUGGAUUAUGAUGAGUGGACGAGCCGCUUCACUUUCGCCCGGGAUGAUCCUUUGACUCCAUUCAUGCCGCUUCUGCAGGAACAGGUGUAUGACAACCUGACCCGCUGGCAGAUCGAAAGCGACCCCACCAUGUACCGCAACGAUAACCUGAAGCGGGCUUUGAAGACCAGGCCAGAAAUUUGGGCGACGAACCCCAACCUGGUCGAAAUGAUGCGCGGCUGUCUGGACAGCUGGAUCAACUAG
Aspergillus ibericus CBS 121593 is the source of this 3042-nucleotide messenger RNA. Its product is annotated as non-ribosomal peptide synthetase. The coding region runs from base 1 to 3042 and encodes 1013 amino acids. Gene Ontology annotation, molecular function: phosphopantetheine binding. The transcript has a single exon. Lineage: Eukaryota; Fungi; Ascomycota; Eurotiomycetes; Eurotiales; Aspergillaceae. The record is from RefSeq and is a predicted model, not a curated record.